Penaeus indicus is the source of this 1033-nucleotide messenger RNA. Its product is annotated as ATP-dependent RNA helicase A-like. The record is from RefSeq and is a predicted model, not a curated record. The transcript is spliced from 2 exons. The coding region runs from base 70 to 888 and encodes 272 amino acids. NCBI's taxonomy places the organism in Eukaryota, Metazoa, Arthropoda, Malacostraca, Decapoda, Penaeidae.
GCCUUGACACGCUGACGAGACAACAGUAUAUAAGGUCCCUCUCAGCCAAGGGACUCAUCACAUUUCACCAUGAAGAUCCUGGUUUUCAUUUUGGCAGCAGUGGUGGCUGUGUCAGCACGACCACAGGGCUACAGCCUACCAACGCCCACUGGACCGUCCUUUAAUCCGUCCGUUGGGCCGUCUGUUGGCCCGUCCGUUGGCCCAUCUGCUGACUCGUCAUCAGGUGGAUGUAGUCCCGGGCAAGUGCGACAUGUGGACGGUAGAUGCGUGACACCGAGAGAAAACAGAAGAGUGUUCUUGUAUGAAGUUCCUUCGAACGUUGUGUUCAACGGCGCUGAAGUCAACGUCCCCGAGCCAACAGUGGAGACCAAUAUCGUGCUCAUCCGUACGCCCCAGGGAUUACUGGGACCCGAACCUGUUGUUGUACCUCCUCCAAGACAGCAGCACGUGGUGUACGUGCUCAACAAGCAAUCUGAACACGAUCAGAGGGUGAUCGAAGUGACAGCGCCACCGCCAUCUGAGCCUGAAGUUUACUUCGUGAACUACGCUGAUGGAGAGAACCCAACUCUUCCUAGUGGAGUGGAUCUACAGAGCGCUCUGGGUGCUGCCACUCAAGGCGGCGGUCAAGUGAUCGGGGGAAGUGGUAUAGGUGGUGAUGGUGGUGUCGGCGGCGGUAUUGGCGGUGGUGUUGGUGGUGUCGGCGGCGGUAUUGGCGGUGUUGUUGGUGGUGUCGGCGGCGGUAUUGGCGGUGGUGUUGGUGGCGGUUUUAUCAGUGGUGUCGGCGGAGGCAUUGGCAGUGGUAUCGGUAUCGGUAUUGGCGGUGUUGCUGGUUCAGGUGGAGGAUACACCCCGCCAACCCAGCCCUCACCUCUGUACACUUCACCUUAAAACUUAUUUGGAUGUUACCUAUGCAGCUUUCAUAAGAUUUUGUACACAGGUUAAAACCAUCCAUGUAUUCUAGUGUUUAUUGUAAAAUCUUUUAAUUUAUAAUGGUAAAAUUGUUCAUUAAAUAAAAGUGAGAAUUAAGAAAAUG